Molecule: messenger RNA, 4926 nt
Organism: Pygocentrus nattereri (red-bellied piranha)
Lineage: Eukaryota; Metazoa; Chordata; Actinopteri; Characiformes; Serrasalmidae
Gene: ankrd27
Product: ankyrin repeat domain 27 (VPS9 domain)
Exons: 29
Coding region: 147-3467 (1106 amino acids)
Biological process (GO): neuron projection morphogenesis; early endosome to late endosome transport
Cellular component (GO): early endosome; late endosome; plasma membrane
Molecular function (GO): guanyl-nucleotide exchange factor activity; SNARE binding
Source: RefSeq, a predicted model, not a curated record
CCCGGCAGCAGUUGGGGAAGUGCAGCACUGCCAGACAGAGGGUCGCUGAUGUUUUUUCAGGCUGAGUUAUUGUCUGCUCGAAUAAAUGUUCAGUUUACCAGGCAAACCUGAUCAGCAUAAACCAGGAGUUAGAGUGUCGGGUCCAUAUGGCUAUGUAUGAUGAGAACAUUCUGAAGAAUCCCUUUUACCUGGCAUUGGAGAAACAGAGGCCAGAUCUGUGCAGCAGAGUGGCAGAACUGCAUGGCAUUAUCUUGGUUCCAUGUCGUGGGAGUUUAUCAGCUGGUUCAUACACAGGAGCAAAACUUGAGAGCUAUAUUCUCCUCCCUGCAGAACAGGGCUACCAGACAGCUGAUGGGAAGGAGGUGUCCAUAGAGAAUAACCAAGUGCACUUGGGCUCAGGUUUUUUGAACUGUGGCUUUGUGUCAAUUUUGUUUGAGGAAACCUUCUACAAUGAGAAGGAGCAAGCCUACAGUAUCCUGUGCAUCUCUCGGCCCGUUGACUGCGAGCCGAGCCCAGUGGAGCUGAGCCCUGUCCCUGCUCUCUACUGCCUGAAGAAUGUGGAGGAGGCGAAGGAAUUUCUGGGCCGCCAUGCUGAGAAACUGGAUAAGUUCAUUGCUGCAUUUUGUAACUCUUUCAAAGAGCAGGAAAGGAAGGGUCUCCGCUAUCACAUAGAUACUGUACAUGGACUGUACACAAAGUGUCUUCAGUGUUUGCUUAGAGAUUCCCGUCUGAAGAUGCUGACUAAGCAGGAGCUUCAGAUGACUCUUCUCAAACAAGCAGUGGAGAUGUACAUACAUCAUGGUAUCCAUGAUUUUCUCUUUAGUUACGUGGGAACUCUUGAAGCAAGCCAGGAUGCUGCAUUCAAUAAAACCGCAAGAGGACUGCAGGAUCUGCAGCAGAAAGAUCUUGGUGUUAAGUCAGAAUUCAGUAUAAAUAUUCCUCGUGCAAAGAGGGAAUUAAAUCAGCUCAACCGCUGCACAUCCCCUCAGCAGAAACUGCUGUGCCUCAGGAAGGUCACCCUCACCAUUAUGCAGUCGCCCAGCCGCACAGUUACCUUGGAGGCAGUAUGUGCAGAUGAUCUUCUUUCAGUUAUUCUCUAUCUGCUGGUGAAAACAGAGAUUCCGAAUUGGAUGGCAAAUCUUAGUUACAUAAAACACUUCCAUUUCUGCAACUCUGCCAAGGAUGACCUGAGUUACUGCCUGACCUCAUUUGAAGCUGCUGUGGAGUACAUCAGCCAAGGCAACCUCAGUCAAGAUCCCACAGGAUCAGGGGAGCUAAAAGACAAGCUGUUCUUCAGGCAGAAAAUGAACCUUCUUUCUCAGAAUUCUUCUACGCCCAUAGACUGUUUAUUUGAGCACAUAGCGAAUGGCAAUGAGGCAGAGGUGCAGCGCUUGCUGAGUGAAGGUGAGAGUGAAGAAGACAGAAAGAAAAUGUGCCACCCACUCUGCUCCUGUGAUGCAUGUGACCUUCGUGUGUCUGGGAGACUCAAUGACCCUUCCAUAGUCACUCCGUAUUCCCGGGAUGACCGUGGCUACACUCCUCUUCAUGUUGCUGCUAUAUGUGGUCAGUCUAUGUUGAUUGACCUCUUGGUGUCAAAGGGAGCUCCAGUGAAUGCCACAGACUACCACGGCCUCACACCCCUGCAUCUCUCCUGCCAGAAGGGCUACCAGGGAGUCACACUGCUGCUGUUGCACUAUAAGGCGAACACAGAAGCUCAGGACAACAAUGGAAACACUCCUUUGCACCUGGCCUGCAUGUAUGGCCACGAGGAUUGUGUGAAGGCGCUCGUUUACUAUGACUUGCACAUGUGCCGACUGAACGUGCAGAAUGAUAAGGGUGACACAGCCCUGCACAUUGCAGCACGCUGGGGUUACGAGGGUAUCAUAGAAUCUCUGCUGGAGAACGGUGCCUCCACUCUCAUACACAACAAGGCCAAUCAGACACCUCUGCACUGCGCACUCAACUCUAAGAUUCUGUCCUUACUGGAGCGCACACACAAUGGGUAUAGUAAAAAGGAGAACAGUUUUGAGUCUCCCAGCCAUUCCCCACAGCCCUCUGAUUGCAGCAGUCGACGAUCCUCUGUAUCCAGUACUUGCUCUUUUCUCUCUGUGGAGACCCGUCCAGAAAGUGACAAUGCCCGCCACAAGGAGGUGGAGAAGCUACUGCGGGCAGUGGCAGACAGAGAUGUUGAAAUGGUGCGCUACCUGUUGGAGUGGGCAGAUGAGGAGCCAGAGGAAGAUGAGAAAGCUGAGAUACCUGAUAAGACAGAAUUGUGCCACCCUUUGUGCCAGUGUCCAAACUGCGAACCUACGCAAAAGAAAUUAUCUGCUCUCCAACCGGAUGGGCUGGGUGUGAACAGUAGCAGCGUGGAUGGUUUUACUCCACUGCAUGUGGCAGCACUGCACGGACACACAGCGUUAGUCUCUUUGCUUAUUCGCCAUGGAGCAAACAUUAAUGCCCGUAACGGCCAGAGUGCCACCCCCCUCCACCUGGCCUGCCAGAACAGCCACAUACAGGUGGUGACCUCUCUUGUGGAAUGCAAUGCCAAGCUUAAUAAAAGAGAUCAGUUUGGGAACACUCCUCUGAUCCAAGCCUGUCUAAAGGGACAUGUGCAGACAGUGGCAGUCCUCAUUGAGAGUGGUGCUUCAGUAAACCUGGCUAAUAACCAGGGCAACACAGCCAUUCAUGAAGCUGUGAGGGGGGGGCACCAGGCUCUGGUGGAGCUCUUGCUGCAGGCCGGGGCCUUUACGCACCUCAGAAACAAGAGGCAAAGGACCCCCCUCGACUGUGCUCAGGAGAUUGCCAGCAAGAACACUGGGAUUUUGAAGAUUCUACAGAAAGCUUGUGUCCCCACUCCUGAAGCUGAUCUAGUUAAACAGCUCUGCAUGCCAGGCAAAACACCCUUACUUGUCCAGAGGAUGAAGCCACACAAGGCCCCUGACAGGCGACGGCGCGAGAGAGACCCGUUUUCACACAGGAAACAACAGAUGAAGAAAUCAUUUCCACAAGAUGAAACAUUUGCCUCCACAGACUUUCCAAGCAAGGCUUCAGAUGGUCAGAGUGAUAGGAGGCGUCUACAGAGAGGAGAGACAGUCGACGGUUGUGGCCCAUUCACCCAUUCUCCUGAACAGGCCUACACAUCCUGCCAGCAGGGCCCACAAAACCAGGCCAAAAGCCUUACCCGCUGCCACACCAUCCAUCAGGAUCUGGCCCACAGCACGCCGCAUGUGCUGGAGCACACAGACUGCACCUCCUCUACAGGCAAGAUUGUUGAUGGUGGUGUUAAUGGUCCUGGAGACCCCUCUGGCUUUAGUGUGCCCUCUCCUAUCUCCUCACCUGAACUUGAGCAGGUUAAUGGGGAGUCUGUGGAGAUCGGGCUGGCGUGCACAGAGGAAGAAGAGGAGCUGCAGCACAUCAGGAAGAACUCGGAUACUGCUUUCACAGAGAUGGAUAGUGUUGUGCUCUGAGGACCCUCUGAGACUUCUCUUCAGAAUGGACACACCUGAUGUUACAUCAAGAUCACAUGAGACCUUUGCAUUCAGCUGUGCUUUUGGAACACCUAACUUCAGCAUGGGUUUGCUUUAGUCAGUGUUAUUUAAACUCAUCCCAACAGCCUUCUGCUGACUGCAACAGCUGUUUUAGCUCAGACUUUAUAAAAGCUGAACUGUCUUCUAAAAGCUCGCGAUUUAAGGUCAUUCAGUUCAGGUGAAUGUGAAAUGGAGCCAACAACAGACUGUUGGAGGUUUAGGGGAAUGGAUGUAGGAACUCUUGAUUCUGCUGGCUUAGUAUUUUUGUCACAUAAAGGGAGAUUGGAAGCCUAGCUAUUGUGACUUGUAUAGCUAAUUUGGAUUGAAUGUGGACUCAAAAUCAAAAGUGUAGCAUGAAAUAAAACAUACUGAAGGAAGACUGUACGUUGCAAUGAUACUGAAAUAGCUUUUUAGAAUUUAUUUAACCUGCAAUUUCAUUUUACCAGCACUUUUAUCUUUUGGAAAAUCAUAUCAGAGCAUCAUAAAAAAGGGAUGGUUAGGCAUAACCUCUACUGUUUUUUUUUGUCAUUUAAUUUUAGUCAAAGCUCACAUGUUCUAGUUUAUUAUUCCAUUGUUUGAUAGUAAAUUAUCAAACCACUUGUAUUUAAGUUUAAACAGCUUAGGUAAAACUUGUAGAAGCUUGAAACUGACCUUGUGUGGUUGUGAGUCACUGAAAAUGACUUUGUUACUCGUUUCCCACAGAUCUAGUAACUUAAUUUCUUUUAGCCAUUCCUUAGAUUUCAGCUUUUUCCCAACUCUGACUUCUAAUUGGAUUUUCCUUACAACAUAGUUAUUUUGAAUGACUGUGGAAUGUAGAAUUAAAAAAAAUUAUUGAAGGUGUAGAUUCCAUGAGCUUUCUUUAUUCUUCAUGGUCUUGAUUGAGUUAAAUGUUGAAAUGAUGACCCUCAUUUAUGCAUCUAGACACAAUACAUACAAAAUGUACAGGAAACUGUUCUGGACCACUGUUGUAUUUUAGACAUGCACUUUAACUAUGACAAAGCUUACUAUGUUCACCUAGUCUUAAAAGGUAAUUAUAAAAUAGUUCACCCAUAAGAUUUUGGUGUAGUUUUAUGCUUCCUUCUGAUGCACAGUAAUCCUGACCCUGGACGUAAGAAUGGUUACAAGUGUUUCUCAGAUUAAGGUCUGAUGUGGAUUACAGAAACAGGCUCUUGUGGUUUAAAGCAGUAGAUGUCAAGAAUUCAUUUGCCACAGAAUGUAACUCAAAUUUGGUUUCUUGGGUUGUUUCUAAUUAAAUUGCUGCAUAACCAGUCCGAAAAAAUAGUAAUUAUUUUUGUAUGUCAGUUAAAAUUUUAUUUUAUGUAAAAAUGCAGUGAAUGUGCCUUAUUUGUGUCAAAAUAACCUAUAAUAAACCCAUAAAUCAAAUGGAUGUGAACAAUGA